Contarinia nasturtii (swede midge) is the source of this 1402-nucleotide messenger RNA. Its product is annotated as trans-1,2-dihydrobenzene-1,2-diol dehydrogenase-like. The record is from RefSeq and is a predicted model, not a curated record. Gene Ontology annotation, molecular function: nucleotide binding. The transcript has 4 exons. Lineage: Eukaryota; Metazoa; Arthropoda; Insecta; Diptera; Cecidomyiidae. Bases 288 to 1289 code for a protein of 333 amino acids.
GGCAAUCUCUAAAAACAACAUCAAAUCGUCUACUUUUGAUGAUAAACGACAACAAAAAGCGAAUUUUAUUUUUUUAAAAAAUCACUAAAACAGCAGCUGUUCCACUUUUUUGAUUGCGGGAAGGUAAACAAAAAGAACGCACCCCAAAAUUCAGAGACGUAUAUUACUCCGAAUGAAUGUGUCGACUGUCAAUUUAUUUCGAAUUAACUACUAAAUCAUAAGGAGUCAACUAUAAUCAUUUAUAUUAUUUUUUGGCAAGUCUUUAUUAAAACGUUAGAUAAUUCAGAAUGGCAUUGAAAUGGGGAAUCGCGGCUGCUGGUAAAAUAUCGCAGGACUUUGCAAAUGCCGUGAAUACGCUCAACGCCGAUGACCACGAAUUAGUUGCAGUAGCUGCUCGUGAUUUGAGCCGAGCCGAAGAAUUUGCAAAGAAGUUUGGCGUGAAAAAAGCAUACGGUAGCUAUUUAGAAUUGGCCCAAGAUCGAGACAUUGAGGUGGUUUACGUGGGUACAUUGAAUCCACAACAUUUAGAGGUCGCUACACUUAUGCUGGAGAAUGAUAAACAUGUCUUGGUCGAAAAACCAUUAUGUCUCAACGAAAAACAAGCACACAAACUCAUCACAUAUGCUGAACGAAAGAAACUCUUCCUUAUGGAAGCGAUUUGGUCACGUAUGUUCCCGAGUUAUCAAUAUGUUCGUAAGCAAAUUCAAAAUGGAAUGCUCGGAGAUAUUGUGACUGUUGAAGCUGAAUUCGGAUUCGGUGGCUUAAAUAAUAUCGACCGAUUAGCAAAAAAGGGACUUGGUGGAGGUACCGUGUUGGACUUGGGAGUUUACGUCAUUCAGUUUUGUCAAUGGGCAUUUCAACAAGUACCAAAAUCAGUAACCGCCACGGGGACGCUUAAUGAUGACGGAGUCGAUGUUGAAGUAAUGGGUGAAAUCAACUAUGGGGAUAACAAAAUUGGAAAAAUCAAAACAAGCGGCUUACAAACACUGAGCAACACAGCCACAAUUGUUGGAACAAAAGGAAAAAUCACGAUUCCAUCAUUUUGGUGCCCUACAUCCAUUAUUGACAUCGAUGGAACUGAAAAAACAUGGCCUCUACCAGAUGCCGAACAUGAAUUCAUUCAUAUCAAUAGCUGUGGCUUGAGAUACGAGGCAGAUGAGGUGCGCAAAUGCAUUCGUGGAGGCGAAAAGGAAAGUGAAAAUGUCACGCACAACGAAAGUUUGUUGAUUGCUCGCAUUCAAGAUGAAAUUCGCAAACAAAUCGGCGUCAAAUAUGCAGAAGACGACUAAACUAAUUUUUAUUGUAAUGUUCAAUAGAAUUACGCUAACUAAUACAUACUCUGAAUGCAACUCAAUUUUUUCAUUUUUUUAACAUGCAAAUAAAAAAGAAUCAAGUGCCUGAA